Dendroctonus ponderosae (mountain pine beetle) is the source of this 7118-nucleotide messenger RNA. Its product is annotated as PX domain-containing protein kinase-like protein. Lineage: Eukaryota; Metazoa; Arthropoda; Insecta; Coleoptera; Curculionidae. The coding region runs from base 5475 to 6263 and encodes 262 amino acids. The record is from RefSeq and is a predicted model, not a curated record. The transcript has 5 exons.
UUCCAAUUUUACAGGGUUUCAUAUCAGUAUUGUAAACCGUAAACUUCACACCGUAUUUUUAUAUUGCUGAACUCACUCUUAAAAGUUGUAAACAAUCUAAAAUAAACUCUUCAACCAGCAAUCAGCUGUUCGCCCAUCAAAACAUUGAGCUUGAGCAUGCGCAGCAGAGCGAAACUAUAGUAUAGUAUACUUGCAAUGUUGCUGUAUAUUAUUUCAAAUAAUAACUUCUAUUGUGAUAAUACUUUUAUAUAUCAAUAGAACAAAUUGUAUAUAUUUUCUUAAAAUGGCGAAUUUGUCUUAUUGGAGUUAGGUGAAUAUGUAUUUCUUUUUAGUGAUAACGUAAUUUAUCUCCUAUCAAUUAUAAAAUGCUAUUUAUAUUGUAGUCUUUAAAAGUGAUACAGAUAGUAAUAUGAAUAUAACGUAGAUGUUAACUUCUACCGUCAUUGUAAAGAGUUAGUGAGAAUUUAAUUCAGAGAGCAAGUGUACAAAACAUAAAUCAGAUACUACACCUCAGACUCUGAGAGAAUUAACAUUCUGAACUAGACCCUGUUAACCGGCAAAGUGUAAAAUGGAAAGGCGGGAUAAACAAUAAAAACGGGAAUCUUGAAAAUAAAUGUAUUAUUUUUAUGCUCUUAUAUCUACCUCACCUCGUACUUGUUUAUACAACAUUAAGAUAUAAAACAAAUACCAUAUGUCUGUAGUUAUUUAAUAUUGCUCCAUAUAACAAACUUAAGUACCUUUCACCUUAACUAACUGAAAUACAUUUUUCAAAAUAUCUGCAUGAUAUUAACAUAUUCAUUGAUAAAUAGUAUCCAAUUUUAAAUUACUGAUGAUUGGUUGCUGAACUACAAGAAAUGACAAGUUCUUUACUUGAACAAACCAGAACAAAACUAGAUUCAAUUUUAUCCUUUUAAUGAACGUUUAAUUAUUUUGAUUCGAAUUAUAACUGAGCAUCUGCCGCAUAUUUUCCGACCUAAAACAUUAAUUAUUUAACUUUAAAAACCCAGGCAUUGUGAUAUCUCCCGCAGGCCAAGAAAGUGAACAUGUUUAUAAACUGUAUUCCUCAUUAAAUAACACAACUACAGGUAAAUGUUACAAAAACUACAUUUGAUAGCACAGCAAGACUUUUUCUUUACCAUUUUUAUCAUAAAAAUAUGUUAAUAUUCUAUGAAAGCUUUCAAGAGCCAUGCUGGUGUUUAUACUGCAUCCUUUUCUGAAUCAUUAAGGACAUUAUUGAAAAUGUCCAGUCAACUUGCCCGAGAGAAUGUAAGCAUUGUCCGAUUGUGUUGGCGAAUUUCAAGCCGAUACCUUUAUACUAGAAAGAUGAAAUAUUUCGUUAUUUUUCCAGUUUAAGCAACCGGUAUGUCUUCAACUUCCGUGCGAGUCGCUGUUAAAGUCCGUCCAUCGGUUCGACAUAAAAUUGAAAAGGGAUGCAAAUAAGUCGUGGUUGCCAUAUCGAUGAACGAGCAGAUCGUGAUAAAAAAUUGCGAAAAGUCGUAUACUUUCGACUAUAUUCUGAAGGCUGAAUCCCCCGAGGAAGAGCUCCAUAAUAGAUGUUUCGCUCCCUUAAUGAAGAACAUCUGCCUAGGUUUCAAUGUAACGAUUUUUGCGAAUGGGCAAACUGGCUCCAGUGCGGGAUCUCUUCCAACACGUUCGUCACAAUUUUAGCACAGAUUUUACCAUUACGGUUUCAUUCAUUGAGUUCUAUCGUAAAAUUCUCUAUGGCUUGCUGGCCAAUAAAGCCGCUAGAUCAAUGCACCCUGAAAAUUAGAGAAGUUAUCGCUAAGGGUGCGUCUUAAUCCAUGUAACGUCUCUCUAAUCUGAAUAUCUAAUUAUUUAUGGCAAUUUGUCAGGAAUUCAUAUUCCCAAUGCGACCAAGGUGAUGCUGCAUUCAGUUGAAGAUGUAUUAAGUAUAUUGGCCAAAAGCUCUUUAGGACGAGCUACUGCCUCCACCAAUAUGAACUAGCAGAGCUCUAGAAGUCACUCAAUUUUCACCAGAAUAUGGCUCAUGAGAGCAACGCGUAUUUAAGGAAAUCUUCCAAACUGCACCUAAAUCUGCCAGGUUCAGAGAGCUCGAAAAAGACUGGGGCCCAAGGCAAAACGUUUAAAGAAGGAGUGAACAUUAACAAUGGCCUGUUUGUACUCGGCAACGUGAUACGCGCCCUUGGAUAGGAGAACAUACCCUACUAACUAACUACUAAAUAUGCGUCUCAAAUUUCCAAAAGCUGCCCACGUCAAUCCUAUGCGUCUCUGUAGUUCAUGUAUUUGGUUGUCCCUAUUUAUUCGAAUUUCAUGACCGAGAUAUUUGUAGUUUCCUCAACCUGGACGCCAUUGAUAUAUACAUUAGCUGAGUUUUCGACAAAUUGAUUCUUAGCCCGAUGUUUUGAGAUGCAGCAUUUAAGUUGUUGAAGCAUAGUUCUGGCGUGGUAAAUACGAUGUGUUAUUAAAACUGUCAUCUGCGAAUCUUAAAAUGUGAAGUUUUCGCCAUUUAUGUUGAUGCCAAGUCCAUCGAAGUCUACAGAUUUAAACAUAUAUUCGAGGAGACUUGUAAAGAGUUUUGACGAGAUGGUGUCUCCUUGUCGGACGCCUUUAUCGAUUUUAAAUGUGUUUGUACUGUCCUUUGUUAUACAUACAAUACACAAUACAUAUACAAUAUACUUUAUUAUUUGAGUAUACCGGUAGUCUAUUCUACCGUCUGACAAAGAUUUUAACAUGUUGAACUGAUCUAUGGUGGCGAAGACUUUUUCGUAGUCCACAAAUAUUAGAACGAGUGGCCUGUUGUAUUCAAUGGACUUCUCGAGGAGGUUUUUAAGGACUUGGAGAUGAUCAUUUGUGCCAUAUCCUGAUCGAAAACCGGCCUGUUCUCGUGGUUGAUAAAGACCUAGUUUGGAAUUUAGCCUAUUCGUUAGAAUUCGGGUGAAUAUCUUGUACACAUGCGAUAGUAGGCUUAUAGGACGGUAGUUGGCAAGAUUGGUGUUGUCUCCCGUUUCAUGCAGCAAGAUAAUGGUUGCGUUGUUCCAGCGUUGUGGAUUUUUUUCUUAUAUGAGGCAUUCGUUGAACAGUAUCUUGAGACUCUGCAGCAGUUUAUUGCCUCCAAGUUUAAUAACUUCGAUAACAACUUUGUCCUCUCCUGGAGCUUUAUUGUUCUUCAAUUCAGAUAUGGACUUUUGAAUUUCGUCAGUUGUAAUUUCUGGGAUGUCUUCUGAUCCUUGAUUCAUAAUCAUAUGAAUUUGCUCGGUAAUAAUAGUUGUUUCGGUCUUAGCAUACAAAUCUCUAUAGAAUGCUUCGAUUAUUCUCAAAAUAUCUUGUUUGUUAGUUGUUAUUCUUCCUUCUCUGUUUCGCAGUUUACAAAUCUUCCUAUUUCCCCCAGAUAACUUUUUUCUAAGUACUUUUAAGCUUUUAAGGUUUUCUUCAAUGGUCUUUUCAACCAUGUUGGUGUUAAAUGUCCUGAAGUUAUUUUGGAUGGCUUUAGUUAGGCAAAUUUCUGCCAUAUUUCUCUUGUAAACAUCUCCUUUCUUUCAUCAUGUUCUUGAUUGUAUCACUUAGUUUUGAAAUUUGUUGGUUUGUUUUCGCAAAAUUAAUUUGUUCGACUUGUUUUAUAGCUUUUGUUAUGUUUUCAUUCAGCCGAUGUCCACAGUGUCGGUUGUUGCUAUUUCGAACUUAUUUAAAUGUUCGUUAAUGUCACUUUCAAAGGUUUGUGUGUUAUUGGGGAAUGUCCAGUUCUUCCUGUGUGUUUUCUGUAUCAUCUUCGGUCGUUCCCUUUUAACAUUUACUGAUAUUUUCGAUCUUCCCAUUCUGUGAUCACUGCCUACGCAGAAGUUAUUCAGACCUGUUGCGUCAUGGAUUAUUUAUUUUUUGUCCGUUAUUAUGAAAUAUAUUUCAUUUUGUGUUUUCCCGGUCGGGCUAAUCCAUGCCCAUUUUUGUUGUGGCUUUUUGUUAAAAGAGGAAUUCAUUGAAUACAGUCCUGUUAGGAAGGUGGUCCUGCAGGAAGUUAAGGAGCCUACUUCCUCUUUCGUUCCUCUCUCCAUAUCCAUAUUUUCCCAAAGGGUUUUCCGACUCAUCUUGUUUAGUUCCAAUUUUGGCGUUGAAAUCGUUGUCAUAAAAUGUAGGUAUCUAUUUCAUCCUCUUCAGCGGAUGACGUGGGAGCGUAUGAUUUUGAUGUUGUGUCUUGAAUUUAGUUUGAAAAUAAGAUAAAUUACUCUUGGGUUUAUGAUUUUGAUCUCUACUAUUUGUUGUACGUUUCCUGCGUACAAUAAAUUAAACACCGCCUUCUGUGCCCCAUAGUGAAACAGAUGACCGGAUUUUAAAGUCCAUUCUGCUUCUCCUUUUCUUCUAAUUUCGCUUAGCCCAACAAUGUCCCAUCUGGUCCUUCCAAGCUCCUAGCUCAACCAGUUUUUGAUCUGAUAAGAGUUUUCUCACAUUCACUGAUGCAAUUUGCAGUUGUUAUCUUUGAUAGUGGCCUGAUCCUUUCCGGGGAUUCUUAGCAGCCUCUGCCAUCAUUCCGGUCUGACCGCCACCCUGCGGGUUGGUAGGUUAAUGUACAGGGAUUUAAUCCUGUAAUUGUGGCGUAUGGUUAUUCCGCCGUCAGUAGAGCUAGAGGCUAGUCGGUACAGAAAUAUUUGGUCGUCAGAGACUCGUUUGUUAAUUAGCAGGGUGUACCGGGUGGCCAGAGGCUCACCACACGUGCAGGUGAGGUUGACAUUUGGGCAGCUUUGAUGUUAUGGUGAUAUGCGCUGCCCCUUACACCCCCUUACUUCAAAUAGUAUAGUAGUAGAUCAAGAGUAGUAAGAUGAUAAUAAAUAAAAUAAUAAUAAGCUCAGUCGGCGAACGCGAGCAAGGCUUGCAAGUAUUUGUUUGAAACAUUCCCGCGGCCCAUCAAUAAAUUUAUGUUUUUUUUUGACAGAAAUAUUUAAACAGCAUUCUUAUGGAUCCCAUAUUGGUUUCAUCGCUGCCCGCGCGGUCUUUUAUGGAUCCGGCCAACUAUUGCCAACCAUUUGGAGGUAGGAGUGUGUUUAAGAAUAAUGUUCAUUUUUCUGGGAUAUAGCAUCCAUACACACAUCGAUUUGUGCUGUUGCACGGACAUCCGAGGCCUAGUAGUAGAGAUAUGAUAUCAAUAAGAACGGUUCAUUGCGCGAUCUGUUGUGCGGCUCUAAACCAAAAUUGUCUUUUUUGAAAAAGUACGGAAACCCCAAAGGCCAUAAGCUGCUGACGGAUACUGGAGGCGUUGAAGUUUCUACACGAAAAAGGCUUUCCAUAUGGUGUCAAACUGUUACAUUAGUCGAAAACAAACUGUACACUGAAAACACAUUGAGGAAUGAUUCGAAGCGGGAGAAAUAGGGAAAAGUUGCACUAUUGGGUGAUACUUUUUCGAUCCUGUUCUCUGCACGGUGAAUGGUGCAUAUGAAUUAUGCGAGCUAUUUGCAAAUUUGUUGGCGUUUUGCGUUUUUAUUGCUGCGUCACCGUUGUCCAGUAAUAUGAAAAAGUCUUCGAAAGAGCAUUAUUUUCCUCCUUCUCUUAUAAAUAGUUCUAUUAACAAAAGGCUCAUCAGGACAGAAACAUUAAUAUUAUUCUCAUGUCUUCUGCACAGUGAAAACACUCUAAUCGAGAACGACCGAGUCAACCUGAUAGAUAUAGAAAAUGGAGUGUUGGGCGUGCCAUCUUCCUACCGGCCAUAUUUCAUGCAGCGCAAGAAAAUAAGCACACUGGAGACAAUGCACGUGUUCUGUUUCCGUCACGUUCUCUACGAAAUGGCCAUCGGAUCGCCAUUGCACGAAAGCUACAUCGGGGAAGAAAUAUCCGAGUGUCUUCACCAAUUCAAAAACAUCUUAGAGUCGGUUUUGUCGCAUGAUGCUUGCAAAUACUGCCUGCCUACCAUUGACGGUCUGCUGAACGAUCCGUUUUUUGCUGGAGUUCAGUUACGUUUGUUCGAUGGAGAUCCCGCACAUUUUAAAAUUUCCUCCUCAAUCAAAGAGUAUCUGAAAAUAGUGGUUUUUAAGAUUGAGGAUCGAUGCAAAGGUGAGCAGAAACUGGUGCGAAGCCAGAAACGACUCACCAAAGUCCAGAAGAUAAUGAUCAGCGAGGAGGACAGAAAGAAGCACCGAAAUCGAAUGAAGCAGCUGAAAGAGCAGAAGAGCAAAGGUGGAUCAAUGAGAAAGAACGGAAAUCAUAAUUCCUCUGUUCGUUUGCAUAGCCGUUUUGGGGUCUUAAUUAACGAUUGGUUUGUUCUUGAUUUUCAGGUCUCUGUCCGCAUAUCUCAGUGUUGAUAUCGUUUCUUCCAUAUUAUACUUCGCUGGGCUAAUACAUGCGAUCAUCAAAGUGACACUGUUGCCGCCCAAAUAAUCUAAUCUAUCUAAAAGGUCUUCAUUUUCACUAUAAAUUAAUUUCAUUAAUGUUAUUAAUUUCUUUAAUUUACUUUUAUAAAGCAUGGUCAGUUAAUAUAUGAUUCUCAGUUUUAUGUUUAUAAUACACACACUCUAUGUCAUUUGGCUGAAAAAGUUGAUCGAUUUAAAACGUUAGAUAACUUUUCGGUUUUAGAAUUUUUUUUGGGACUCUUAAAAAAUCUUUAUACGAUCACCAGUUAAACCCUUGCAACAGAUAUACCGAAGACUAAUGAACGUAGGGUAUGUUUAGUUCCAUCUAAAUGCCUACAUUUCGUAAAGCAUAACACAAGUCUUGUAAUAGGAUUUGUUGAAAAACAAUCUAAAAAGAUAUUUAGAAACAAAUUUAAUUUAAGUAUUUAUUCUUAUUCUAGAGCCAAUUCGCAUUGCUUGACAAAAAUUGGUUUAGUUUUGGAGAUCCAUAACAUUUGCUCAUUUGAUAACAUUAUUUUAUUGUAGCAAAAAAGGUUUUUUCUUAUUAUUUCCUUUAUAGUUAUCCUUUAGAUUCAAAAGAUUUAUGUAUAUAUGAAAUAAAAAGUUUGUCAAAAGAUUAUGAAAAUUGAAAUUGGUCGGAGAUAAAGGCGACAUGUCUAGUAAUUUCAAAAAAUCAGAGAGUCAAAGAUUUAUAUCAAUACCACUCCUACACGAUCUUAACAUUUUUGGCGCAAAGUUAUAACUUAAAACCAUCUUUAUCUUUCUGUCUUGUCAAUAAAAUACGAUUUAAGAUUCUAGUGUCUUAUU